AUGGUGGUUGUGAUGCCAAGGACACAGUUUAAAGUCAAACACAUUCUAUUGAUAUGGAUGCUAAUUUUUGUGUGUAGUUGGAUGGGUUAUUUAAAGUACACUUCCUAUAUGGAUUUAUGUAGAGAAAAUACAGUGAAAGCAGUCAUAUGUGAUCGAUACAGAAAAGGUAUUAUUGCGGGUUCUCUUUGUGAAGAGCUAUGCGAAUUAAAUACUGUGGUCUUCAGUAAAUGCCAUUCACAUCUUCCAUUACAGCAGGUUUACUCUGGAUAUAUCCAAAUUCCUGAAACUGAGAAAAGCCAGUCAAAGAAGAUCAUUCUGAAACUAAACAUGGAUAAGAUAUUGAGUUCUGAUCCACUGGUGCGUGAAUCACUGUACAGUAAGCCAGAAAAGGGACGAUCUAUGGAUGAUUUCCGGGUCAUGUUGACAGCAUUUCUUGAGAGAAAACUGGGAGAAGGAGAACAUUCUAAUUUACAAUCUAGCAUUAUUGACAUAGCUGAUAUUAAUUAUGAUGGAAAAGUCACGCUUGCUGAGGCUAAGACUAUGUGGGCUUUGCUACAGAAUAGUGAGUUUUUUAUGACAAUGGUUUUGAAGGACAGUGAUCAUAUCCCAAAGCUUGAAGGUUUUUGUGGGGACUUGUUUAUUGUAGAAGAAGUCAUGGUAGAUCGAGUUUACGGCUUAGAACUGCCUGGAAUUGUGAAUACUUUUGUUCCCAAUAGCUACAAACAGCGCAUGGAUCAGUGGUUCACGCCGACGUGGCCACAGAAAGCCCACAUUGCCGUGGGAAUGUUAGAGUUCAUAGAAGAGAUCUUCCAUGGCCAGAACGGCAACUUCUAUAUGUGUGAUCUGACAGAGCAUAGUAUCGGAUUCACAGAUAAACAUGAAGUGAAAGUCAUCAACUUUGCCAACCUUGUGCCUGAGACAACACUAUCGCAAGUUUUACGAGAACGUCAUUGCACAGUCAACACAGACUGUACCUAUGCUGAAAACUGCAUGUCGUUGUGUGAUUCAACCAGUCACCAAUGCACAGGACAAGUGGUGCAUCCAAAUCUACAAAAAGUGUGUGUGUUGUUGCAUACUUUUCUGCUGCGAGGAGUCCCCGCAGACAUAAAAACAGAACUGGAAGAGGAAUUGAACAAGUGUCUGGCAUUGGAUGCUGGCAUAAUGAAGGAUAUACAACUAGAACACUCGUUAGUUUUAAACUCACUGAGAAGUACUCUCUGGAAAAAAAUCUCAAAUGAGAAAUUUGGACACAGAAACACAUGAUUGAGAAUACAUUGAGUCAGGUGUAAUUUUCAAUAUGCAUAGCGUCCUAAUCGUUAUGAGAGGCGUUUGCACACCGUUACUUUCAAAAUUUUUACUCACUGAUAUACAUUUUGCUACAAAUAUCGAUAGCUGGAAACUACAUCAGAUAGUGGUACGUCAUGUUGUUCAAUAAUCAAGAAGAUGUUCAACAAAAACCAUAAAGUGACUGAUUAAGGCAGCCCUGUUAAAAUAUUGAUUCCCAAUAGAUUUAUUCAGCUGUUGCAGGAAUAUGAUUUGAAUCACAAUAA
Molecule: messenger RNA, 1550 nt
Organism: Saccoglossus kowalevskii
Lineage: Eukaryota; Metazoa; Hemichordata; Enteropneusta; Harrimaniidae
Product: divergent protein kinase domain 1A-like
Source: RefSeq, a predicted model, not a curated record